Messenger RNA from Anopheles funestus (African malaria mosquito), 1528 nucleotides. RefSeq lists its product as uncharacterized. The record is from RefSeq and is a predicted model, not a curated record. The transcript has 4 exons. NCBI's taxonomy places the organism in Eukaryota, Metazoa, Arthropoda, Insecta, Diptera, Culicidae. The coding region runs from base 165 to 824 and encodes 219 amino acids.
AGUCGCGACGCGAUUUUGCGUUCAGUUUUAUGCUAAGCUCGCCGACGUGCCAGCCAAAGCCAGAUUCCUUCCACGCGUAAUACGCAUUCUAAACAUCAUAUUGUGAACUAGUGAGUGUUCAAAGUGCCAAAGCAGAGUCUAACAAAACACCAUCCAUCAUCAACAUGUCUGUCUUGCGGACAUUGGCACUGUUGGCCAUCGGAGCCACCGUUGUGCUGGCUCAGCGCCGUCUAGCCCUACCAGAUCCUCGUAGCUGUGCAAACCGUGUACGGCAUGCGACGUACCGUGACGCCCGAGGAGUAGCGCACUCUUACUUCUUCAGCUGGGAACACGCGCCGACGCGCAGCUUGGAGGUUGACUGGCUGGACGCACGAAACAUCUGCCGACGACACUGUAUGGAUGCCGUCUCGAUGGAAACACCGCAGGAGAACGAGUUCAUCAAGCAGCGCAUCGCCCGUGGCAACGUUCGGUAUAUCUGGACCUCCGGACGCAAGUGUAACUUUGCCGGAUGUGACCGCCCCGACCUGCAGCCACCGAACGAGAACGGCUGGUUCUGGUCCGGAUCGGGCGUCAAGAUUGGACCGACCACCCAGCGCAACACCGGUGACUGGAGCUACACCGGAGGAUACGGCCAACAGCAACCGGACAAUCGUGAAGCGGCUCAGGGUAACGACGAAUCUUGCCUUUCAAUCCUGAACAACUUCUACAAUGAUGGAUUAAAGUGGCACGACGUUGCCUGCCACCAUCUGAAGCCAUUCGUGUGCGAAGAUUCGGACGAGCUGUUGAACUUUGUACGUUCCCGUAACCCGGGCAUCCGUCUGUAAACUCGGCUGAUCCGUCUCGCUGUAGAGCACAAUCUGUGUGAUUGUGCAUUUGCAGUGUCAACAACACACUCAUAAUACGACUCACGGCAACCAGGCAGUGACCCGAACAGACAUACGAUCAUACGCUAGUGCAGUGUAGUGAAGAAUGUUACUGCAUUUUUAUACCGCUCAAUGUUGAGUCCCACCCACUACUAAUUCCACCAAAACAGCAGGAAUCAGUUGAUUGGUUUCGUUUCGAUCAAUGGACUGCCAGUAAACGCAAAGUCCCAGCAACCGAGUAAUGAGAAAGCUACUAAAGCGCAACAAAACAACAAACCCUCCGAUAUGGACAGGGCCGCCGUCGAUGGCAGCUGGCCGAGAUGGGUUUUGUUUGGGUGCGUGUGUGUGUUUUUUAAAAUGUAGAUCUGUUUUGUAUUAACUCUGUUUAAUUUCUAUUUAUUGUACUAUAAGAAAGUCAUCAACUGGUUUUUAGACUAUCGUUCAGAUCGCCAAGUGAAAGGAGACGCAUUAAAGAGAGCAUGAAGGCAAAUACGCAAAAGUUGUAUUCGAAGGAACAGAUUCGAUUUAGAUCAGCACUCAGUACACAUUUCGAAAGUUUGAAAAUGUUAAACAACACGAAAAAGUUAAAUGAAACGUUGUUUUUAAAUUUGUAAGUUUUUGUUUUCAUUGGACCGAGAAUAAAAAGUACGAAAAUACUGUUGUAA